AUGGCGAACACGUCUUCUAGUUCUUACUGCAGAGCCACAAGAGGUAUGCCUUUUCUUCACUUCACUCCUCUUGUUGCUUUGUUUCAUUCUCUUCCCACUAAGCCAAACAAGUCUAGAGAGAACCAUCUAGGGAAUCGACCCUCAAAGCACAGAGUGGUGAGUAAUGUGCAGGAUGCCUUGAAGGUGUUCGAUGAAAUGAUUCAGUCGCGUCCUCUGCCUCCUGUUAUCCCUUUCAAUAAAAUUUUGACCCAACUUGUCAAACUCAAACAAUUUCCAGCAGUCCUCUCUUUGAAGAGACAAAUGGGUCUCGUGGGAAUCGCUUCUGAUGCUUGUACUCUCAACAUUACCAUCAAUUGCUACUGUCAUUUGAACCAGAUGGAGUAUGCCUUGUCUGUCUUGGCCCACUUCUUCAAAUUGGGUCUUCAACCAAAUGUUGCAACCUUCGCCACUCUAAUUCACGGCUUUGUUCUCCGAAAUCGAGUGGCUGAUGCAGCGCGACUUUUCAGCAAAAUGGUGGUGGGAGGUCAUUGCCAGCCGGAUGUAGUUACUUUCAACACACUAAUCAAGGGCUUUUGCGCGAUGGAAAACAACACUGCAGCUAUUCAAUUACUUGGCAAAAUGGAAGAAUAUGGAUGCAAGCCUGACACAGUGUCCUAUAACACUAUCAUCGACAGCCUGGGUAAACAUACACUGGUUGACGAAGCAUUGAACCUCUUCUCGGAAAUGGUUGGUAGAGGUAUUGUUCCGGACGUUAUUACUUACAACUCAUUGAUUCAAGGAGUCUGCAAUAUUGGGAGGUGGAAAGAAGCUUGGAGAUUGUUGAAUGAAAUGGCGAGUCAAGGUAUGCAUCCAGGUCGGCCAGGCAAACAGGGUUCAUGA
This is a messenger RNA of Fragaria vesca subsp. vesca, 879 nucleotides long. RefSeq names its product putative pentatricopeptide repeat-containing protein At1g12700, mitochondrial-like. The record is from RefSeq and is a predicted model, not a curated record. The transcript is spliced from 2 exons. NCBI's taxonomy places the organism in Eukaryota, Viridiplantae, Streptophyta, Magnoliopsida, Rosales, Rosaceae. Gene Ontology annotation, molecular function: protein binding. The coding region runs from base 1 to 879 and encodes 292 amino acids.